GCAUGGUGUCUAUGACUACAGGAUCGUUUAUUUCUGCAGCUAAUAUCAAUACAGGUGUUAAUCAACUUAGUAUAUGGCUUACUAGUCAGGCUAUUAAUGUACCAGCUGGUUGGAUUGAUGCAUGUGUUGCUUGGCUUGCAGAAGAGCAUGGUGGUAUUGAUGCAUGCGGUCAUUUGACAAAAUCUGAUUGGUGUCAGUUAAUCUAUGAACAAUGGCUUCAUUCUGAUUUGAAACAAUUGGCGUGUCCUGUCCUUCCGUCAACUGUACCUACUGGAAACAAUCGAAGUGAUUAUUUGAGAAGCAGUAGUAGUAGCAGUACAAAUGAUACUGGCUCACAUGCACUGAAAUUAGAUGGUGAACUAUGCCUCCAGGUAGAUUUAUCAAGGUUGUCAAUCUAUUUAACAUUGGUGAAUCAUUCUAUGGUCAAAUGAGACGAUAUGAGGGUAAUUUAAGCGUUAAUCUGCCACCAUUGGAAGUGGAUGGCGAUGAAAAUCCUGAUGGUAAUGCUACUCAAAUGACACAGGCCGUUAGUCAAUACCUUAAUCAAAGUGCUACUCAAACGAAUAAUACUCGGCAGUCAACAGUGGCCAGUUGUGUCACUUUAAUUUUAACUGAUGGAGUUAGCGAAAUUAAAGCAAUAGAAUUUGGUAGUCGACCUUCAACAGGAUUACGAUCGUCUGCCUUAUCUUUCAAUGAAUUAUCACAGAAACUUCGACCUGGUGUAAAAAUUCGUCUACGUGGACCAUUACUUCUACGCAACAAUGUUCUUCUAGUUCCUCCUGGUGCUAUACAAUCAUUAUCUAGUCGUCAGUUAGAAGUUUUAGGCGGAGAGGUAGAUGAACUUUUAGAAAAGUAUGAAGAGAAUACAAUGUAUGAACUUGGUAAACUGUUAGCUAAUAAAUUAAAUAUACCAUUGAAUGAAGGUAACAACAGUCUACCGUCUUGGUUUCCUCGUAUAACGCCACAAGUUCGUGAUCCUGUUGACAAUUCUUCAUCUACACAAGAUUUGGAUAUUAAUCAUCCUCAUCAGUCUAAUCAAAUGUCAAAUUUGCAGAGAACGCAUCAAGAUCCUAACAAUACUACUACUAAUAAUACCAAUGUCCAGAAUAGAGAUCCACUAAGUUCUAAUCGCUUCACAUCAACUGUAAUGCCAAGCUCUCCAGAAUUGUGGGAUGAUGAGACAUUUGAUGAUGCAAUAUUAAGUCAUGCUGCUCAAUCUUUGGAAAAACAACUGAAUACUAACCGAAGUGGCAUACCAAGCUCACGAUGUCAGUCUAUUCCCUCCUUUAAUGAUCCACUUCGACUACCAAAUUUUAUGGCUGAACAACUACUACAACAACAACAACAGUCAAGUCAAUCAGAGAUGAGCAGUAUUGAAGAUAGUCUAUGUACUACAAAAAGAGUCGAUGAUGAUGAUCUGGAGGAGGAUACUGAUCAUGAUGAUGAUGAUCCAUUUUUAGGCGAUCAAGUUGAUCCAGAUAUUUUAGCCACAGCAUUAGCUGAAAUAGAUGAUCAUAAACCUGUGAAAGAUUUGACUGUUCAACAGCCAAUAGUGAAUGUUGUGAAAUCGUAUCAUUCUACGAUGAAAGUAUCCCCGACUCUGCCAACUGUAGCCACUUCUUCGUCUUCUUCAUCGUCAACGUCAUCAUCCUUAAUGGCAAAGAGUUUCACACCCAAUCAGCCACCAAAAUUACAGUCAGAACCAAGACAAACAUUAAAACAAACACUUUUAAAUUUAUACACACGUAAUGAUACAUUGACAAAAAGGGAUAUGGAUGCCUCAUCUUCCCCCUCCCCCUCCGCUGCGUCCUCCUCCUCCUGUUUGCCUAAAAUCCAAUUGACUAAACCUUCUACAGUGGAAUCUAUAAAAUCAGCUAUUGUAAAACCUACUAUUGAUAUUGAUGAUAGUGAAGAUCUUUUACCUCCAGCGCCUAAACGUAAACCAAUUGAAUUGAAACAGAACACUGCCUCUGUUACUGGUGUUAGUGGUAAUAAAAGUAAUUUGAAAGAUAUACUACGGUCUAAUGUUCCUUCAUCUGGUUUGUCAACGAUGUUAAAGACAGAUGAAGGGAAAUCUAAAACAAGCUUGAGUAGAAACAAUGAUUUCGAUGAUAAUAAUAAUAAUGAUAAUAAUAACAAUAGCAGUACUGCUGUUGGUUGUAAACCUCAAACAGCUAUUUGUCAGCCUAUCAUUACUACUACUACUACUACUACUACUACUUCAUCACAAAGUGAUUAUCGAUUUCAACCAUUUUGUUACAUUCAAGAUAUGUAUCAUAGUCUAUUACAAAAUAAUGUUAAUAAUGGAAAUGUGAACACAGUAUCUUCUGUAUAUCGAAUUCGUGGUUUAUUAAUUAGUCUACUGUCAUCAUUAGAACAUCAUCAUGGUACUAAAUGGACAUUGGCUGUACGAAUUACAGAUGGCAGUGCAAUUGUCGACUUAGAUGUAUCAUCUGAAUUAUUAACUGAAUGGAUUGGCUUGACACCACAAGAAAGUGAAUCACUGAGACAGAUGAGUCGUGUAGAUCCAAAUUCUUCGAAUUCAUUUGCUGUUCAAGAGGCACAAAAGCAUCGUCAACGUUUGCGUACAGCACUAACAAAUUUUCAAGGCUUUUUAUCACAUUUAGGCGGUUUAUUCACUAUUACCGCACAACAAUCGUCUACGCCAGAUGAUACUGAUAAAGCGACGACAUCUGAUACAACCGGUGACAAGAACAGUACUUCAGCUAGACAGUCUAACGAUGAUAAUAGUAGCAGUAGUAAUAGGACAACUGACAAAGCCAGCCGACCACUUCUGAUUGGUUACAGUGAGUUGGAUAAUUGUUGGUUGAAAGAAUUACACAACCGAGUUAUUACGUGUUAUAGUGAUAAAAAAUUUAUACAAAAAUUAAAAAAUGUUUUUAAUUAAUUUUGUAAUUAACUAAUUUUUUCUAUUUGUUUCUUUGUUUGUUUCCGAAUAAAAAUUGUUUCUUGUUGAAAGAGGAUGUAAAAUAAA
Molecule: messenger RNA, 2995 nt
Organism: Trichobilharzia szidati
Lineage: Eukaryota; Metazoa; Platyhelminthes; Trematoda; Strigeidida; Schistosomatidae
Source: the annotation of a GenBank genome assembly